This is a messenger RNA of Gryllus bimaculatus (two-spotted cricket), 1079 nucleotides long. NCBI's taxonomy places the organism in Eukaryota, Metazoa, Arthropoda, Insecta, Orthoptera, Gryllidae. The record is from the annotation of a GenBank genome assembly.
AUGACUGAUAGUCAAGCUUACUACUUUGAUAGAGAUGAUAUUGCAUUACCUGGUUUACACAGUUACUUCAAAAAGGCAUCAAAUGAAGAACGUGAGCAUGCAAUGAAAUUAAUGCUGUAUUUAAAUAAAAGAGGUGGCCGCAUUGUGCUUACUAGUAUUAAUGCACCCGAAAGAAAUGAAUGGGGCACUGCAGAAGAUGCAAUGAUGGCUGCGUUAGAUUUAGAGAAAAAAGUCAAUCAUUCCCUUUUAAAGCUUCACAAAAUUGCUACAAUUCAUGAUGAUGCAAACCUCUGUGAUUUCCUGGAAGCCGAAUACCUACAAGAACAAGUGGAUUCAAUUAAAGAAAUUGCCAAUCAUUUAACUAAUAUUCGGCGUGUUGGAGAGGGUUUAGGAAUUUUUAUGUUCGAUAAAGAAUUACAUUAAUUAUACUUUUGAGAAUAAGCUCAAGCACCUAAAAUGUGUUUAACAUUUGCACAAUAUUUAAUUUUUCAAAUAGUACAAGCAAUUUUAGUGUGUACUUGUUCAACAGUAUUAUUAAGUGUUGUAGGUAUUUAAUUUAUGAUCUCAUGUAUUUUGUUUGUUACAAAGGAUAUUGCAUUGGUAGAAUCAUGUUAAAUUAUCAUAUCACAUUUGUGGUCUGUAUGGUGCUAACAUUAUUAGAUUUUACUGUUACUGUAUUUAUUUUUGAAAGCUGAUAUAGAGAUUAACAUGUCAAUUUGUAGAAAAAUUGAAGUAUAGGCUCACUACAAAGAUAUAAUUUUCAAAUUGGCAUCAAUAUAUCUUUGUAGUAGUGCGAUGUAGUGUGGUUCCUGUGAACUUAGUAGGAAGAACAAUACAAUGAUCUCAAUUCUGAAAGACUUUUCCCUUGAUGUAUUUCUAACGUUAUAACGUUCCAAGCUUAACCUUUUCAGCACCUAGUGCUUGUUACUUAUCAGUAUUAUACUAUAUUGUGUUGAAAUAUUUAUUCCACCUCGUUUUAUCUGAAUGCACAGUGAAUACUAGUCAUGUUUUUAUUGAGUUUUGUGAUUUAUUUUACUGCAUGAAAAUUUAUUUACAAAAUAAAAUGCAUGAUGAAAGAA